CUGCGGCAGUGGCAGCGCCGGGGGCUCGGUCCCUGCGCUCCCCGGGCUCGCCGCUUCUCGCCCCGGCAUUCCCGGUGGGGCGGAGGCGGCGGCGGUGCCCGCAGGUGGGCAGGGCUGGCCGGGUGUCGCUGCUCUUUCGUGAAUGGCAAGUUUGCCGUAACUUUUUUUAGUAUUUCUCCGGACUGUGGCCUUUUCUGAGUCUUGCAUAUUUACCUCUUCUGUGUUUAUGGAAAAAAAGCAACUGUUGAAGAAUUGAAGUCUUUUCCUAACAUGAGAAUGAAAUGAGGAAGUUGUAGAACUUUGACUUGGCGCAGUAGUCUCAUUUGCUGCAGAAAGUUAAACUAAUCCCAAGAAUUCAUGUAAAGAAAAUUAAAGCCUAAAAUGUCAUCUGAAAAGGAACAGUUUUUUUGUGAUAAAAAGGAAAUUAGUUUCUUAAAUCACAAUGCUGUGAGGAAUUGUUCUACAGAUUCUACUUUGGAAAAAGAACCGGUGAAUGAUCCUUUAAGUAUGAGGAUUCAACCAACAAUUUUAGAUGUCAAUCUUACUUAUGAACUAAAAAAUGUGAAAAUCGAACUACCCAAGGUGAACAUUCCAAAUGAAGUAUUAGUGAAACAUGAAGUUGAUAGGUUUAGAGAACUCUUUCAGUGUAAGCAGCAAACUACAAGGAAGUCCUUAAGGCUAGAGAAAAUAAAUGGAAGCAAUCCUGAUUGUUCAGAGAGAAGCCACUUGCAAAAUAAACCAGAAGUGCAAUUUGAAAAAGAGUUGAGAACUGCAGCAAAGGUAGUGAAUUUCACUUGUACAAAGUGCAAGGAUAACAUUAGAUACAGCCCAAAUGAUCUCCAGAAACAUUUUCAGCUGUUACACUAUGGCGAGUUGCCUUUGUAUCCUUGUGAGAUGUGCAGCUUCUCAGCGAAUGACUUCCAGUCCUUUAAACAGCAUCGGCGCAUCCAUCGUAGCACUUUGGUAAAAUGUGAGCUCUGUAAUGAUGAACAGAUAUACACUUUGUUGGAUCUGACAAAACACUUCAUAUCAAAGCAUUGUGUAAAUGGUCACUUUCAAUGUGAAAAAUGUGCAUUUUCUACCCAUGAUGUGGGCACGUUUGUUCAGCACAUUCACAGACAUAAAGAGAUUCCCUAUAAGUGUGGAAAAUGCCACCAAGAAAACUUCACAGAAGAAGAGCUCCAAAAUAAUCAUCUUGUUAAUACCAGUAUGUUUUCUUUUGGUUGUCAUUAUUGCAGUUACAGCACAUCGCGGAAAGAUUAUCUUUUAAAACACAUCAUAGCUUUACACAGAGACCACUUUAUUGCAAAAGAAAAACCGGAAAAGGAUAAAUAUGAAAAAAGAAUAGUGAAGACUCCAGCAGGACUGAAGCUUGUGUUAAAAAGGUAUAAAAUAGGAGCAUCAAAAAAAGCAUUCUGGAGAAGGAAAGAAGUAAGCAGUGGAAGCGACAAUACUGGAGAAGAAAAUGCACAAGUGCUAAGAAGUGUGAAUAAAAUUCAGACAAAUGCUGAGGAGCUGAACCAGUGUGUGAAAGACAUGGAAACAAAUGAAGAAAAAGAUCAGGUUAAGUACACAGAAAAGUGUAAUUUCAUGGAUGGAAUGUUCUCUGCUACUACUGCACAAUACAAUAAGGCAGAUGAUGGAACAAGUUACGGCCUGGGAUUAUUGAAAAAUGCUGUUCAUGGCCCAACAGUGUUGAUGGUUAAAAACAAUCAAAUAUCUGUUCCGGCAAAUUACAGUGCUAAAUUUAUGGGCUUUAAAAUGGUAGAUGGAAAACAACAUAUUGUUAUAAAAUUACUACCUACAAGCAAGCAAAAUGAGUAUUACUUGGGUCAGGAAGCUGAUCCUAUUAAAGAUGGUUCUGCAGCUCCUUUGCUACAGACUUCUGAUCCCUGUGGUUUGUCUUCAGGUGCUAUAGCACAUGUAGCUGAUCAGUCAACCUUAAAGAACAAUUCUGUUCACACAUUAACUUCCCCUCCAUUUUCUUGUCCUGCACGUCAUUCAGGAAAGAUAAAAGUGGAAAAACAAAAUAACUCCAUAUUGUAUGGCAGGAGUGUUUCUGAAACUGUAGCACCUUCUAAUAUAGCUGUAGGAAAAAGUUCAAAUUGUUUGCCAAUGAAGUUGGGCUCAACUGUACCUCCACAUGACAAGGUAACAAAAGUUGGAACUCAAAACAGUGUCUCAUGGGGAAACUUCAGCCCUUCAAGUCAUCCUCAGGUAUUACCACCCGCCAUGACAAAUACACUUCAUUAUGACCCUAUGAAAAUGCCCUUCUUUUCUGAACUGAAAAUACAAAAUGGUGGCCUGAAUAAUAGUAAUGGAACUAAUAAUCCCUAUUAUUCAACUUCAAUGGAUUCUUCUAAUGGAAAGUUGUUGUCUUUUCACAACUAUUCCAAAAUGGACUUUUUGGAUAAUCCACGUAGCAUUUGGAUGUCAAGAAAUGACAGACGCAAAAAAUUUGCAGCUAGCAAAACAGUUUCUUUUCAGAACAGUGGGAGUGAAUCUGCAUCUUCAUAUUCAGAGUCGAUGAAAGGCUUAAAAGCAGAGAAAGUUGUGUCAGCCCAAUCAAAUAUUAAUAAAACUUAUGAACAUAUAAACACUAAAAAUAACUCUGUGUCUCUUAAAAGCCAAUCUAAAUGUGGUGUUGACAGCGAGUGUUUUAUGGAGGACCAGCAUCAUGACCAGCAGUAUUUGGACACUAACAUAGAUCAAGGCUUUCAGAACGUAGCUGAGAAAUUCCAAGAAAAUGCCUCUGAUUGCCUUAACUCUUUCUUAAUGCCUAAAAUCACGUCUGUUUUCUCCUUGCAAAGUGAACAAGCAGCUAAUUAUUUAUCGCCUGAAAUAAAAGAGAUGCUGCAAGAUGUGUUAAAAGUGAAAACAACUUCUCAGCAAGAGUUCCCCAGCAAGACAAAUAACUGUGUAAAACUUCAUUCUGACAAGCUGCUUUCUGGUCAUGAGACCAGGAAUACAGCCUUCAUGCAUCUAAAAAGCUCUGCAAAUACAUGUGGUUUUCAGAGCCUUCCUUCUAGUGUAGAAUAUAAGAGAGAGCUGAACACAAGAUGUAGCACAAAUGAAGGUACACAUUGUGGGAGAGAAAGACAGACAUCCAGAACAUCAUUUGAUUCACAGGGUGUGGACAAAUUAUCCAUAACUCCAGGUGCUGGUACAUUGUUAAAAACUUGUACAGAUUCAGUCAUAACACAGCAGUUAGUAAAAGACAAAAUACUGUCUGCGGCUCAAAAUCCCAGCAGCUUUUCACCUGUUUUACCUGUUGUUCAGGAACAGAAGAAAACCCUUUUCUUUAAGUCCCUUCCAUCAGGAUUUUUUGUUCCUUUGCACCUUGCUACCCAGCCUGGACAACAGGUGGCUUCAGGAAAAUCAACCAGUUCGUCAGAUGGGCAUGUGACUAAAGAUGUACCUGCAUCUUUUGCUUCAAGUAAAGGACCUGGAAUGAGUUUGACUUUUAGCGGGGCAGUUGGAACAGCUGCAAGUGCCGCUAAUGAUAGUUCUCAGGUUUUAGGGGGAUUUGCAUCCAGAGAAUUUGGUGAAAUAACCAUAUCACCUUCAAAAGUGAAGGCGGAAAAUGACAGUGUUGGAAGUGUAAGAAGUUCCUGUAGCAGGGAAGCAUGUAGUACAGCAAAUGAUUCGUUGAAUAGCAUGCCAUUCAGAGGAUCUCCUGUAACUACAAAUGCAUGGGAGUCAUCUGUGAAAGGAAUUUCUUCUGUGGAAGUGUUAUCAGAGCAUCAGGAUGCUGUCUUUGGUUCUUUGGAGUCAAUAAACCAACGGGAAAUUAAACAGGAACAAGAUGUUUAUGCACUUUCGCCUGAUGGACAGCAGGGAGCUUUUCUGAAAUGUAUGACACCAAACAAGCCUGUAGUUCAUAAACCAAUUUUUUUUCAUGAUAAUUCUCAUCAUCAAAAUUGUCAACCAAAGAAAACUGGAGCCAUGCAACAACAGCUUUUGCUGAAAAUGAAGCCUCCUACUUCAGAUACACUGGCUGAUACCACUCAGUCAGUGAGCAACUCAGUGCCCUCACUACAGGUGGAUAACUUGCAGUUCCUUACUCCUGCACUAGCACAGAAACAAACUAAUCUUAGUUUUAAUAAUGCCUUAAUCUUACCAGGUGGGUUAAUGCCAGCAAAUGCCUCUUUGGCAAGCUCUAAUCCAGCAUGUUGUGUUCCUCCUGUGGAACCUGUUUAUUCUACUAAAUCUGCAGGGACACGAUUGCAGAAUGGUUCUAUUGAGAGAACACAAGUAAUAACUGCUAACAACAGGAAUAACUUCAGUUGUCAGAAGUCCACAUGGAGCACCCAAAACAGAACUGCAAAAGUAAAACCUCGUUUAAAACAAAGGGGCUCUAAAAGUUCAGAAACUCGGGGUGUGCAAAGAAAUAAGAAUUUCAAACGUAAAAGAAAGGCCAGUUGCCCAGAACCUCCAAGAAAGAAAGUAAUGUUGCACAGAAAGUGUAAGGAAAAGAAUCAGGCUGCAGUUGUUAGUGAAUCGGGUAGCCCCUACAAACAAAGGGCAUCAAAAAAAACCGUGAGGACUUUGAAAUUACUUCCUUUUAAUUCUAACCAGCUUGUAAAAUGCCCUCGGAGAAACCAACCAGUGGUUGUGCUUAACCAUCCUGAUGUAGAUGUUCCAGAAGUUGUAAAUCUAAUGAAAACCAUUGCUAAAUUUAAGGGACAUGUUCUUAAGGUUUCAUUGUCAAAAAGAACUCUUGAAGCGCUUCUACAGCCAGCCUUCUGCAAUCCUUUGGAUGUAACUACUGAUGUUUUUUCUCAAAAAAGAUACAGGACAAUAAAACCUAUUAGCCCUGUAAAAGAAAGAUUUGUCUUAAAAUUGACACUGAAGAAGACUAGCAAAAACAAUUACCAGAUUGUAAAAACUACCUCUAAUAAUACCUUGAAAGCUAAGUUUAGCUGCUGGUUUUGUGGUAGAAUAUUUGACAAUCAGGAUAAUUGGGUAGGACAUGGACAGAGACAUCUGAUGGAGGCCACUCGAGAUUGGAAUUCGUUAAUGAUGACCGGUGAAGAAUAUAAAACUUAAAUACCAUGCAUUAAAGUUUUUAAAAAAAUAUUCAGUUGAAUUAGGAUACACAAGUGAUUUCGGUUUUUAUAUCAGUAUUGUAACUGAAGUUCAAAAAUGAUGCAAAGUGCUUGUGUUUUUAAAAAAAGAGCAUAUUCCCUAUUGGCCUCAGCUUUGAGAAAGAUCAAGGAGCUUUGUGGUUUAAAUAACUUGUAACUAACUGCAAAUACAAUUCCAUAAAAAGAUAUAUUAUUUUUUAUUACUACUAUCAUGUGCUAUAUUUUUAUUCUGUAGAAUGAAUCUUCAGGGCUUUUGUUCUGUACAUAUUUAAAAAUCCCUAAACAUGUAAAUAUUUUUAUACUUUUCAAUUACUUGGUAUAAUUCUUGCACAGAAAUUACAGCCCCUCCCCCAUUUUUCAGUUCUGUGCAUGCACUACUAAAACCAAUUUUUAAAAUCUUUUCAGAUACACACAGUUGUUAUCCUGGGAUUUUUGUUAUUUUCACUUAUUAGCUCUUGAUUUUGUUUUUCAGGGAUUGAACACUAUUGUUAGCAAGUGCCUCAAAGAUGUGAAGCAGUUUACAUUGUCGACUGUGUAACCGUGGGUCUGUAUUGGGCCAUUUCCCCAACAGUUUCAUUUAAACAAAGCCAUAUGUGAAUGCUUUAAGCUAUAUUUCUAUGCACAUGACACUUGUACUAUUUCUGUGCAGUUUGUCUACUUUCUUAGUGAAGUAUUUUUCAUAUAAAUUAAUAAAACGUUACGUUUGUGUUAAUACGGUGAGUCAGAAUAAAAUCGAUUGAAAAUAUACAGUAUAUAUAUUCAUAAUGUAUAUGGUGUUAAAGAAUGGUGAACAUUCCUAAUCUGUAUUGACUUUGUCACUAUUAAAUUUGCUACAACUUGUGUUUACAGAAGAUGACUGUGAGCAUUUAUAGAAAAUAUUCCUGUCUUGUUACAUCUGCCACAAACCCAGUAUUGGGAAGUGCAGAGCACCAUUUCAGGCCUGUAACUGCAUUAUAGUUUUGUCCCAGGUGGGCGUAAUUUGUUCUAUGCUAUUGCUUAUUAAGAUACACUGCCUUAUAGGGUACCAGGGGUUUGGCAAAACCAAGGCUUGAGUCACUCCUCCCUCAUUUUACCAACCAGUAGGGUAAUGUUCUUAGGAGCCUGCUGGCUUCCUACUUACAUAUUUUGGGAUGAUGAUGAAGAGAGAAUAUGCUUCACAUUUUUUAAUGUUUAUGAGGGUAUGUAAACAAAAGUCUGUAUCCAUAGUGACUGAGAGUACACAGGUGGAGCUCCUUAUUAUCCACAGUAAUUAUUAUUUGUAGAGGCUUUGUCCUUCAGAUUUUUAAUGAAGCGGGUGGCUGAAAGUUCCAGACCUUUUGCCCAAGUACGGCAGGAUUACAUCUUAGGCGUGCCAGUCAGCUUCCCAAAGUAGUGAUGGAAAAAUUUCCAAAAUUGUGUACUGGGCUUGGAGAAGACUGAGGUAUUUAAAUCUUGGGGAUUUUAGAUUGUAUGCAAGCCCAGGUAGUUCUCUGUGACUAUUUCUGUAAGGUGAAAAUGAAGAUUGCCUUGCUACCCAUGAAACAGUUUGAACUCUUUCAUGGAUGGCACAGACAUGUCCACUAACCUGAAUUCAGCUUCUGUGUUAAAAGUGUUAAAAUUAUUAAAAAAAAAAAUCAUUGGCUAGAUACGUUUUUGUUUCUUUAUGUGUCUGUUGGCAGGAAGAUGCACACUAGCUUCUUGUAGCUGGUGAGUUAUGUAUGGGAGCCAACUGAAGCAGUCAAGGCAGCAUAGUUUGGGUGAAUUGCAGGUUAGUGUCAGGUUAGUGUGUGUUGGUAUUACAUACAGUUGUUAUGUGUUUUGUAUCAAAAUUAGAUCAUUUUGUGCUGCACAAUGGGUUUGAGCUCUGACAUUAAUUUGGCUAGGAACUUUGAAGAUGACUAGUGUAGUGGUGAGGAAGUACGUUGACAAGAAACAGGAUUAGGAAGGACAAAAGCAUGUUAAGCUUUUUUGACUGGAAGGAUCAAUCUCUCAUCCGCCUCAGCUUGCUCUCCUAUAAACCCUGAAACUGAAUCUGUGAAUUUUGCAUAUUGCCUUUGCCUUUUUUGGUAAAAUAUCUAUAAAGCUAUUUGCUAAACCUACUUGGUGCAACUUCAGCAAGAAUGACCAGUUUUAGUUAACAAUUAUGUAGCACCAAGAUGGAAGUUCUACUGUAGGAGGGUUUCUCUAUAUUUAUGAAUCAUGAGAGUGACAAUUAUCACUGGAAUUUUUUUCUCACUGGCUUGUUCUAUAAAUUGAGUAACCUUAAGUAGUACUGUAAAACUAGGAAAUGUUGAAAUAAGUUUGCUUUAUACAAUAUUAGUUCCCUGUUGUGUCACUUUAUCCACAGACAUCCAUCUCAUUCAGUGCAGAGAACUGUUGCUCCCUCCUGAGUAGAGAUUUAAUACUUUGUUUCCCCACCAUUAAUUACUGUCCUUGUAUUAUUUAGCACACAUUGCUCAAGUACUGUUCUGAAUACAUAAUUCUUUUAUUCUUAUGAGCUUUUCCAUAAUGCUUUGUUUGAGGUCCUAAGAGUCUGGCACUUCUGUAGAUCAGAUUUCAGAGAAUUUCAUUUAAGACUUCAGUGAAAUUAAGGUCACAAUUAAUGGUGUCAGGAGAAAAUCUGGCUUAAGCAAUCUGACUGGUGUCACAGUGGAUGGUGCAGUAAAAGGUUCAGGUCAGUUCUUCAAAGAAAUGUUCAACUGCUUUAACAUAUGAAGCUAUCUUUUUACUGGCUGACUCUUGCAAUGUUGGUGCAUUUCUCAGCAUCUUCAGUAAAUGGAUAAGGUACCUUACAAAUACCCUACAAAACAGAGUCUUUAAUUACGUGCCUAUAAUUUAUCCAUGGAAUAUUUUUUGAACCAAGUGAAAUAUGUAACUCCACAUGGAAGAAUAAUUAUCAUAUUUAAUGUUUGUAUUGUAAUGGAUAAAUCUGAUAUGACAAAUUAGAAUUGCACAGGUAGCCUGAUUUGAAGAGUGCUUGACUUUUCAACUGUAACACUUUAAGACAGCUCAUAACAUUGAACACAUGGCAAGAUAAGAAAACCUUAAGUUGGUUAUAGCAUUUUUGGGACACACAGAAAUAGAUGCAAGCGCAGGGUUGUCAACUGUUUGUACAGUAUUUGUGUUAACCAUUGAGGAGGCCUAAAAUCGAGCCCACUGUAUAUUCUUCAAGAUGUGUAUUCAUCAGUACAUCAGAGUUGCCCUUCCUCAGCAAUUCCAGUGUUUCAACAGAAAUUUGUUACAGAGCUCUUGUCAUGUGAGAAGU
Myiozetetes cayanensis is the source of this 8331-nucleotide messenger RNA. RefSeq names its product zinc finger protein 518A (gene ZNF518A). Gene Ontology annotation, molecular function: DNA-binding transcription factor activity, RNA polymerase II-specific; RNA polymerase II transcription regulatory region sequence-specific DNA binding. NCBI's taxonomy places the organism in Eukaryota, Metazoa, Chordata, Aves, Passeriformes, Tyrannidae. Gene Ontology annotation, cellular component: nucleus. The record is from RefSeq and is a predicted model, not a curated record. The transcript is spliced from 3 exons. Gene Ontology annotation, biological process: regulation of transcription by RNA polymerase II. The coding region runs from base 382 to 5049 and encodes 1555 amino acids.